Molecule: messenger RNA, 1744 nt
Organism: Frankliniella occidentalis (western flower thrips)
Lineage: Eukaryota; Metazoa; Arthropoda; Insecta; Thysanoptera; Thripidae
Product: cytoplasmic dynein 2 intermediate chain 2-like
Exons: 10
Coding region: 158-1573 (471 amino acids)
Biological process (GO): intraciliary transport
Cellular component (GO): ciliary plasm; cytoplasmic dynein complex
Molecular function (GO): dynein heavy chain binding; dynein light chain binding
Source: RefSeq, a predicted model, not a curated record
GUGUGUGUGUGUUUGUAGAUCGUCUUGAUGACUAGUGCAGGACCUAGGACUUCUUGAAUUAUUUGUUGGCGUGGGAGGAGUUUGUUCCGAGCCAGCCGUUGUCGUGUUUGAACUUUCCACUCCUCUCUGCCAUUGGUGAGCGUGGGCUCGAAUCGUCAUGUCGAAGCCUUUCGCGUCAGAAGAUGUCGAUAGCGUUGAUUGCCCCUCGUCCUGGCAGUCCAACAGGUCUUGUGUUGAAAAUGCUUCACAGACUGCUGAUUUACAGUUUGCUGAUGCCGGUGUACAGAGUACAACUACAAAUUCUGUUGAGGUUCAGACUAAUUCCACUGAAACAGAUCAGCCACCUGCCAUUGACGAAUCAAAAUUGGCUGCCUGGUUGAAUAGAAUAACACCCCGAGUUUUGGAAGAACUAGACAAAAAUCAGAAGAGUAGGGUCUUUGAUGAUUAUAAACUUCAAAAUUCAGAAAAUAGCCUUGUCAAGCUACUUUAUACUUUAAGCUUAGAGAAAGAUCAUCCUCAGUUUAAGUUUAUCACAUCAGGUAUCGACUGGAGUUGUACUGGGGGCGUACUGGCUGUUUCGAGAUGUGCCAAAGAGCACGCAAGUUGGUGUGACCACUCAGGAACUGUGUGUCUGUAUCAAAUGAACAGGCCAGAUUCCAAGGUAGAAAAUACUUUUCGGUCACUUGAUGUGAGCUCCUGUGUUACUAGUCUGUGUGCACAUCCAAGUGAUUCCUUUAUCCUUGCUUGUGGAGCAUUUAGUGGAGAAGUCACUGUAUGGAACCUACAACGGGAUGAUGCAACAAUUAUUGGGAAUUUGACUCUACAUAGUGAGGCUGUUGUUCACAUGCAAUGGAUUCAGAACUUUGAUCUGACUAGUAUGAGGCCUGUCUUGGCAUCUGCUUCACGGGAUGGUACAAUUGUUAUCUGGACAGUAAAGUCUACUACCGGGACUUUAAAAGCUACGCAAUGCUUUCUUCUCCAAGGUGAAAUGGAUAAGUUGAACUUGGGCAUUCUUUGUUGCACAUUCAAUCCUUCUGAACCAAGAAUGUUUCUUUGUGGUGUUGAAGGAGGUUCAUUGGCACUUUGCAGGACUGACUCAAAAAGACCCUUACUUGGAAAGAAAAUUAACAGUGAGCUGGAGUAUUUUAAUCCAAUCCUAAAUAUAAUAGAGGGUCAUAAAGGAACUAUCACAGGAGUCUGUUGGGUUCCGGGCAGCAAAAAUCUUUUUGUUAGUUGUGGCACUGAUUCUGUGGUGCAUGUGUAUUCCUUUACAGAGAUGAACAUUAUCAGAAAAAUUCAUCUAUCACAUCCAUUGUGUGGCUUGGAUAUAAGUUUGAGUCAUCCUGACAUUGCUGUAAUCUGGGACUCAUCAGGACACAUUCAUCUCUACAAUAUCCAUUCAUCAAAAAGUCUACCGCCCCUUGAUAUCAACAAUGGUGAUAGACAUUUGCCAUUGUCUGCCCUUCGUAUUCAAACUGCCAGUGCUCAACUUCUUGCUCUGGGUGAUGUGGAGGGAAAGGUGUGUGUUUGGCAGAUCCCUCACUCCAAGUUCAACAACCCCAGUGAGUCAUGAGGCAACAGCACUGAGCACCUGUGAGUAUAAUUUCUCUAUGUUGGUCAGACCUUAAAACUGUAUCAACUGAAAGCCCUGUGCACUUUUCUGCUAGUGAGUCCUAUAUCGUGGUUGUGUAGGAAUUAUUUGCCAGUGAAUAAAAACCACUUUUUAUUUUCUCAUAAAAAUUUA